Molecule: messenger RNA, 574 nt
Organism: Lactuca saligna
Lineage: Eukaryota; Viridiplantae; Streptophyta; Magnoliopsida; Asterales; Asteraceae
Source: the annotation of a GenBank genome assembly
AUGCUUACAUUCUUCAAUAGUUUAAGAAUCCUACAAAUCCAAAGAUCCAUUAUGAAACAACCUGGCCCAACAUUUGGAAAGGUUCAGAUGGUAAAAGUGAUGCUUUUGUUUCUAAAAUUGGCAUUGGAGAUUGAAGUAAAGGAACUAAUAAGGAGUCACUGCUAUGUUGCUUUUAGCUGUAUGAUACAACAGCCUCGCGUUCCAUCAUCUGGAUUGAUGACAAACAAUGAUGUUCUCAUAUGUGCAAAGGAGUCAGUGGAGAUUGUAACACAAGUGAUGAAAAGGCCUUUUUAUAUGCAUUCCACCAAAGCUAAAGAGUUUGGUGUAAUUGAUAAGAUACUUCUACAUGGUUAAGGAAAAGAUCAUGGCAGAUGCUGCCCCAACAGAGGCAUGGGACAAGAACAUUGGUAUUAAGGCAUUUGAUUUCUUUUUGGAUGUAAUAUAGUAUGGUUGUAAAUAGAUGUAUUAGAUAUGUGGUAUAGUUGUAUUAUAUGUGAUAUGGAGUUAUGUAAUGUGAAGUGUGAGAGAUAGAGUACGGUUCUUUAACCGUACUCUAUUAAGUGUUCAAAUCUAA